Molecule: messenger RNA, 1086 nt
Organism: Gregarina niphandrodes
Lineage: Eukaryota; Apicomplexa; Conoidasida; Eugregarinorida; Gregarinidae
Product: putative CAMP-dependent protein kinase catalytic subunit
Exons: 3
Coding region: 1-1086 (361 amino acids)
Biological process (GO): peptidyl-serine phosphorylation; signal transduction
Cellular component (GO): cAMP-dependent protein kinase complex
Molecular function (GO): ATP binding; cAMP-dependent protein kinase activity
Source: RefSeq, a predicted model, not a curated record
AUGCCAUUCAAGGAAGGGGUGAAACGGAUGUUCCAAAGAUUUCGGUCGACUGACCAGGAUAUAGAGGGGACGUCUUCGAGAGAGGCUCGCCGCCCACCCAAGGCCACUUGCAGGUCGGCGGAGUACGACCCCUACGACCCACAGAACAUGAAACUAGUUAGAACAAUAGGCACGGGCUCCUACGGUCGAGUUUUCUGGGCACGGAUCAAAGGGCCAGAUGGCGACCUGACAGCUGAAACGGUCGCGGUCAAACGACUGACCAAGAGCUCGCUAAUCAAACAGAAGCAAGUUAACCAUAUCAGACAAGAAAAGUCGAUUCUGGCUCAACUCCAACACCCGAUGGUCGUGCGAUUGCUGAACACAUUUCAGGAUGAGUGUUAUCUGUAUAUCGUAUUGGAAUUUGUACCAGGUGGUGAGUUCUUUACAUACUUGCGGAAGGUUAAGCGUCUUCUUCCGGAUGCAGCGCGAUUUUAUGCGGCUUGUGUCGCCAGUUUAUUCGAGUACAUGCAUUCACUAGAUAUAUUGUAUCGAGAUUUGAAGCCUGAGAACUUACUGUUGGAUACGGAUGGUUAUAUUAAGAUGACGGACUUUGGGUUCGCUAAACAUGUACCGGAGCGUACAUAUACUCUGUGUGGGACACCUGAAUAUGUGGCACCGGAAGUACUUUUGAAUAAGGGUCAUGGUAAGAGUGUGGAUUGGUGGACUUUGGGUAUACUUAUUUACGAGAUGAUUGCCGGAUAUACUCCAUACACGGAUGACGAUGUUAUGCAAAUAUACCAAAGGAUACUGGCUGGAAAGAUCCUUUUCCCUAAAGGGUUCGAUCCGGAUGCUAAAAGCCUCGUUAAACAUCUUCUACAGCACGAUCUUUCCAAACGAUAUGGGACACUCAGAGAAGGAGCUGAAUCUAUUAAGAAGCACCGGUUCAUCUCACCUAUUGAUUUCGAUGACCUGUAUAACAGAGAACUUGAAGCACCCUACGUACCUGUCGUCGUACCUGCCAGUGCGGACAAUUUCAACACGUACUCAGAAAGCAAUGAGAAACCCAUACCCAUACAACGGCACGAAGACCCUUUUCUUGACUGGUAA